ACAUUUAACGCAAAGGCAAAAACGUAAUUAUCUAAAAGUCCUCUUCUUCCCCAGUUUUCCUAAUUUGGUAACCCUUGUUGCAGGCGGCUGUUGCUGAUCGGGUCUCUCUUCUCCAUUUUCCGAUUAGAUUAACUAGGAAGUCAUGUGGUUCAGAAUAGGCAAUUCACGUGCAAUGACAGAGAUAAAGUAAAAAAAGAAAAGUAUAGAGGUACCCGUGACCUCUUUCUUACACGAACGUGACACGUGAGCAUGAUUGUACAUUAGAGACGAAGCUGCCCUCUUUCCUCCUUCCAUUACAGUGUUCUUAAGGUACAACUAUGUUUCUUUACUUUCUCUUCAGGGCAUUGCUACUUCUUAAAGUUCUUCUUCCCAUUGACAAACAAAGGGAUCAGUGUUUUUAUUUCGUCCCUUCCUUUGUCUGUAUUCUUAAGAGACAACCAAAUCUUUUUUGUUUAGUAAAGUUUACGAGUGAAUGGCUACUUUUCAUACCGUUAGAGAUGCGGUGAAGCUCUUUGACGCUGGUAUUUCUGGAGGAAAACAUCUCAACAAAGGACAAGAAGAGGGAGUGUUGGUGGAGGAGACAAAUCUCUGUCUCUGGAAUAAAGAGGUUAACAAGUUGAAAGAAAAGAUAAAGAAUGCUGUGAAGACCAAGAUUGAGGCUUUGUUAGAACUGGAGGAAGCUAAGAAAACGGUUGAGCAACUCAGUCAGGAGUUGGGAAUUAAGCGGAACAUGAUUAAUGAUGAGAAAGAUUUAGAUUUGAGUAGUAGUGUAAGAGUUGUGACUUCAGAGCUAGGUGUUGCUAAGGAAUCGAUUCAUAGAGUAGCUGAAGAGGAGAGUGAGCUGUGUAUGUUAAUGGAGUCUCUUAAGCUCGAGCUUCAAAACGUGGAGAAAGCACAUUCAGAGCUUAAAGAGAUUGAGCAAAGAGAGAGGGAUCAUCAAGCCAUUGAAGAUCUGAAGAAGGAAACAAAAGAUGCAAAAACCCAACUCUCGUUGUUAGAAGAAGAGCUCAAGAUUGCUGUUUUUGAAGCUCAAGAAGCAAAAGAUGCAGAGGAACACGCCAGGGAACGGCUAAAUGUUGCAGUUUUAGAAUCUGAUUUCAGAUCAUUAGCUGUGGUGAAAGAAAGUGCUGCUGAAGAAUUAACUGAGACAGAAGCUUUAAGAGCUUGCAGAGAUGAAACACUCAAGACAUUAGAGAUGAGUGAGAGAGAAAUUGAAGAUAUAAAAGCUGCAACACAAGAUGCUUUGAAGAAAGCUGAGAUGGCUCAAGAAGCUACAAUUGUGGUGGAUGUUGAGCUGAAACGACGGCGUAAAGCAGCGAGUAGGAUCUUGGCAGAAUCCAAAAUGUGUGCCAAAUCUACCAAGGAAGUGCUCAAGUCAAAACCAAGAUCAUCGUCAAAAGAAGGUUGCCUGGUCAAGUGUUAGAAGAAUCUUGGUCAGAGUUGUAAUUGUGAAAAUCUGUAGAACUUCAAUAACUAGAAGAAGUGUCACUUUGUUGGUUGUGUUCAAAGUUGGAAGAUUUAAUAAGAUUGUAGUGCGACCAUUUGUGGUUUUGAAUGUAUAUGUAAACACAUUCACUAUCAGCAUUCAGCAAUCGGAUAACUAAACAAAAACAAUUUGAUGAUUUGG
Arabidopsis thaliana (thale cress) is the source of this 1627-nucleotide messenger RNA. Its product is annotated as WEB family protein (DUF827). NCBI's taxonomy places the organism in Eukaryota, Viridiplantae, Streptophyta, Magnoliopsida, Brassicales, Brassicaceae. The coding region runs from base 473 to 1423 and encodes 316 amino acids. The transcript has 3 exons. The record is from RefSeq and is marked reviewed.